GCGUGCGUGUAGUUGUAUGAUUGUGUUGUCAACUGACAGGAAAGCGAGGAAAUCUUCGAUUUAUCGAAAGUGUUUCGUGUAAAUAAUAAACAUGAAGUAAGGAUUAAUUUUGAGCUUAAUUGGUUCCCAAGUGCGAAGUGGCUAACACCGAGGCCAAUAAAUAUUAAGGAUACGCUGGCUAUUGGCAAAACACGUCACUUCAUAAUCCCCAAUAAUGGUGUUUCUGCAACAUAUGAGGGGCUUUUAAACCACAUAACAUCGUUUCUUUCGUUGUACAAUGCACGCAAACACAAAAACAAAAGAGAUGUUUAUAAUAAGGGCUUUAGAAAAAAUCUUAAAUGAUAAAGAAAUCAAAAGAUCCAAUCAUUCACAGCUGAGAAAAGCCUGUGAGACUGCACUAGAUGAAAUCAAGAAAGAGCUGGCAAAUGGGAAAGAGGAUGAAACACCAGUGUCACAUGCAUUGCCAAUUCCAAAGAGUGGUGAUGCAAAUGUGCUCACUACAGAAAAAUAUUUCCUUCCUUUUGAAUUGGCAUGUCAGAGUAGAUCAACAAGAAUUGUUGUGACUGCAUUAGAUUGCCUUCAGAAGUUGAUUGCAUAUGGCCAUCUGACUGCUAAUGUCCCUGAUUCUACAACACCAGGAAAGCUUCUUAUUGAUAGAAUUGUUGAGACAGUCUGUGCCUGCUUCUCUGGCCCCCAAACUGAUGAAGGUAUACAACUUCAGAUUAUCAAAGCAUUGUUAACUGUAGUUACUAGCCAACAUGUGGAGGUACAUGAGGGUACAGUGUUAACGGCCGUGCGAACAUGUUACAACAUAUUUUUAGCCAGCAAGAAUUUAAUCAAUCAGACCACGGCGCGUGCGACGCUCACGCAAAUGUUGAAUGUAAUUUUUAUGCGAAUGGAGAAUCAGGCGUUCGAUAAUGAAGUGCAAUUAGAAAAUCAAUUAAACAAAUCACUGAGCGGAAACAGUAACAAGGAAAAAGACGAGAAAGAUGGUGAAAUCCGCGAUGAUAAGGACGCCGAGAAGUGUGACGAAUUAAGCAGUUUUGAUAUUGCUCAGCAAAUUGUGAAUUCCGUUGUUGAAAGUGCAAUUUUGCAUGUUGAAUCAAGUGAUAAGCAAGAAAUUGAUAAGGAAACAAAUGAAGAAAAUGCUAUUCCAAUACAUAGAGUACCUUCUCAGGAAAGUGUAGAUACCCACAGUGAAACGGAUUCGGCAAUGACCGCAAAGUUUAGUCAUAUUCUUCAAAAGGACGCUUUUUUGGUAUUUCGAGCUUUGUGCAAAUUAUCAAUGAAGCCAUUGCCUGAUGGAACUCCAGAUCCAAAGUCUCACGAGCUACGUUCGAAGAUUUUGUCACUGCAACUACUUCUUUCGAUUUUGCAAAAUGCCGGUCCUGUUUUUCGCUCAAACGAAAUGUUUAUCACGGCAAUUAAGCAAUAUUUAUGCGUGGCACUUUCUAAAAACGGUGUUAGUUCCAUACCAGAAGUAUUUGAACUAUCACUGUCCAUUUUUCUUGCAUUAUUAUCAAAUUUUAAGAUGCAUUUGAAGAUGCAAAUUGAAGUGUUCUUUAAAGAAAUUUUUCUUAACAUUCUGGAAACGUCGAGCUCGUCGUUCGAACAUAAAUGGAUGGUGAUUCAAGCUUUAACGCGUAUCUGCAGCGAUGCUCAAAGCAUAGUUGAUAUUUACGUGAAUUAUGAUUGCGAUUUGUCUUGCGCCAAUUUAUUCGAACGCUUGGUCAACGAUUUAAGCAAAAUUGCACAGGGUCGGCAUGCGUUGGAACUCGGCGCAUCACCUAAUCAGGAAAAAUCUAUGAGAAUUCGUGGUUUAGAGUGUUUGGUUUCCAUUUUGAAGUGCAUGGUUGAAUGGAGCAAAGAUCUUUACGUGAAUCCGAAUAUGCAGUCUACUGUAGGCGAACAAAUUAUUGUUCCAAAAGAUAAUGAUAAUGGCAGUUUAAAAUCGCAUGGUGGCUCCAGUACUAGUUUACAUUCCAGUGGCGGAUCAAGUGGGGGUAAUAAGGAAGUUUUGGACUCACCAGAACAACUUGAGGUGCUCAAGCAUCAAAAAGAGGUGUGGGAAACAGGGAUUGAUCUAUUUAAUCGCAAACCAAAACGUGGUAUACAAUUUUUACAAGAACAAAAUUUACUUGGCGCAUCACAUAUUGAUGUCGCAAAGUUUUUCCAAUCUGAUGAUCGACUGGAUAAGACAUUCAUCGGUGAUUUUCUAGGCGAAAAUGAUGAUUUUUGCAAAGAGGUCAUGUACGCAUACGUUGAUUGCAUGAACUUUGCGAAUAUGGAUAUCGUUGCAGCAUUACGUUACUUUUUAGAAGGGUUUAGAUUGCCGGGUGAGGCACAAAAAAUUGAUAGAUUAAUGGAAAAAUUUGCAAGUCGUUAUUGCGAAUGCAAUCCGAGCAACGGUUUAUUUGCUAGUGCAGAUGUAGCGUACGUGCUCGGUUUUUCAAUCAUAAUGCUAACCACAGAUUUGCAUUCGCCCCAAGUGAAAAACAAAAUGACAAAAGAGCAGUACAUCAAACUCAAUCGUGGAAAUACGGACAGCAAAGACGUGCCCGAGGAAUAUCUUUCGCAAAUUUACGACGAAAUUGCAGGGCAUGAGAUUAAAAUGAAGAACACGGUCAGCAAACCCGGAAAGCAACCUAUCAACAGCGAGAAGCGACGCAAAAUCCUGUUCAACAUGGAAAUGGAAAUGAUUUCUUCCGCAGCAAAGAAUCUAAUGGAGUCCGUCUCGCAUGCUCAAGCGCCUUUUACGACUGCAAAACAUUUGGAGCACGUCCGACCGAUGUUCAAAAUGGCAUGGACGCCUUUUUUGGCCGCAUUCAGCGUCGGCCUGCAGGAUUGCGAUGACCCGGAAGUUGCGACGCUAUGUUUGGACGGCAUCCGAUGCGCUAUUCGAAUUGCAUGCAUCUUUCACAUGACUCUAGAACGUGACGCGUAUGUGCAAGCUCUGGCGAGGUUUACGUUAUUAACUGCAAACUCGCCCAUCAUGGAUAUGAAAGCUAAAAAUAUCGAUACCAUCAAAACGCUAAUCAUGGUUGCCCACACCGAUGGAAAUUAUCUUGGAAGUAGUUGGCUGGAUAUAUUAAAAUGCAUCUCGCAAUUAGAACUUGCGCAACUAAUAGGAACUGGAGUUCGACCUCAAUUCUUAGCGGGACCGGGUCAUAAACCGCCAGAUCCUACAACAAAGGAACACAUUGGGCAAACCAGCUCGCAAAGCGUAGUGGUUGCGGUUGAUAGAAUUUUUACAGGGUCUACGAGAUUGGAUGGCGAAGCCAUUGUGGAUUUUGUGAAAGCACUUUGUCAGGUGUCCUUAGAUGAGUUGGCUUAUACAAGUCAUCCAAGAAUGUUUUCUCUGCAAAAAAUCGUCGAAAUUUCAUACUACAAUAUGGGCAGAAUUAGGUUGCAGUGGUCAAAGAUUUGGCAAGUGCUGGGCGAGCACUUUAAUACAGUCGGCUGCAACAAUAAUGAAGACAUUUGCUUCUUUGCUGUAGACAGUUUACGGCAACUUUCGAUGAAGUUUAUUGAGAAAGGAGAAUUUGCGAAUUUUAACUUCCAGAAAGAUUUUCUACGGCCAUUCGAAAUCAUUAUGAAAAAGAACCGAUCGCCUACUAUUCGCGACAUGGUAGUGCGAUGCAUUGCGCAAAUGGUAAAUUCUCAGGCUAACAAUAUUCGUUCGGGUUGGAAAAAUAUCUUCUCAGUAUUUCAUUUGGGCGCGUCCGAUCAAGAAGAAGCGAUUGUCGAUCUUGCGUUCCAGACGACAGGCAAAAUCAUAACGGAAAUUUAUGAGAGGCAGUUUCCGGUUAUGAUUGACUCGUUCCAGGAUGCCGUUAAAUGUUUAUCAGAGUUCGCUUGUAAUGCACGAUUUCCCGAUACUAGUAUGGAAGCAAUUCGAUUGGUGCGCACUUGUGCACUAAAUGUGUACGCAUCUCCUCACUUGUUUGCGGAUCAUGGCGGGAUGGAAAACGACAUGGCUGUUGUUGAAGCAGACAGGGUUUGGGUACGCGGAUGGUUUCCACUGCUCUUCUCGUUGUCGUGUGUGGUAAACCGCUGCAAACUAGACGUGAGAACUCGUGCGCUGACCGUACUUUUUGAAAUCGUCAAGACUUAUGGCGAUUCAUUCCAGUCACAUUGGUGGCGCGAUUUAUUCAAAGUGCUGUUUAGAAUAUUUGAUAAUAUGAAGUUGCCGGAACAGCAUACGGAGAAAGCUGAAUGGAUGACGACAACUUGCAAUCAUGCUUUGUACGCAAUUGUCGAUGUAUUCACUCAAUACUUUGAUAUGCUCGGACCCUUGCUUCUGGAGGAGUUGUAUCUUCAAUUACAUUGGUGCGUACAACAGGAUAAUGAACAGUUAGCAAAGUCGGGGACGAAUUGUUUAGAGAAUCUGGUAAAUUCCAACGGCCAGAAAUUUUCCGAAGACACCUGGGAGAAGACUUGUCAGUGCAUGUUUGACAUUUUCCACUCGACAAUUCCGAAUGCCUUAUUAACGUGGAAACCUGAGUCGAUGCAAACUACGGCUAUAAUUGAAAAUGGCGAUAUCGCAUCGCGAGGAAUCCUCAAACGAUCAUCAAUGUCGGUAGAUAAUCGCAAUCCGGAAAAUGCGCUUUUUAACAGUUUGAUGAUCAAAACCGCUGUGCAAUUGGAGCUAAUCCAAACUAUUGAUAAUAUUGUUUUCUAUCCGGCUACUUCUCGGAAGGAAGAUGCGGAGACAUUGGCUUUAGCCGCCGCUGACAUGACUGGAAAUGGAGGAUUAACGGAAUGUCAGCGCGAAGAACAAGGGAUGUACAGAGUUUUAAGUUCACCUCACCUGUUGAAACUUGCAGACUGCCUACUACAAUCACACAGGUUUGCAAAAUCUUUCAACACAGAUCACGAGCAGAGGAAUCUUCUAUGGAAAGCUGGUUAUAAAGGCUCAACAAAACCAAACCUGCUGAAGCAGGAAACGCAAAGCUUAGCUUGCCUGUUGCGAAUCUUAUUUAAGAUGUACUGUGACGAGGGAAGACGUGAUCAUUGGCAUGUCACGCAAAUUAAGUUGGUAGCAGUAUGUCAGGAAGCUUUGGAAUACUUCCUAAAACUCCAGAGCGAAACACAUAGGGACGCAUGGACAUCAUUGCUGCUGCUAAUUUUAACUAGGCUACUGAAAAUGCCGGAUGAUAGAUUUGCCAUCCACGUAUCUAGUUACUACACGCUACUAUGCGAAAUAGUGUGUUUCGACCUCAAAGCUGAGCUGCGAUCGAUUCUUCGACGGGUAUUUUUAAGGAUCGGCCCAGUCUUUAAGAUUACUGCUGGCGCAACGCCCGUUGCAACUUAGUCAUCCCGUCCAAACCACUAAAAGUGUCAAAAAAGUAUGAAUGAAUCCGAGGGAAAAAACUAAUUAUGGUUAACGUUUUACAUAAAACCCAUACUAACAACAUUUUAUUAAAUUAUUUAAAUAGAAUUUAAAAUCGUUAAAUAGUUCUGAUGUAACAUAUAAGUGAGAAUUCUAAGUGACGUGGUAGACUACUCUUAUUGCUACAAAUAAUUAGAAUGUAUUAAUUACGAAUAGUGAAAUCAAGCGAUUUUAAUUUGUUGAUUUAACAUGGUCAACAUAUCGGUAUAGUUGAUAUUGUUACUAACAAUUACUAAUCAUUUCUAGUAAAUCAAAACAUUGUGCAUAAGUCGUCUAUUUCAUGAAAUGGUUUUGGAGCAGUUGUUGUGGGUUUAUUCGUGAAUAGUGUCGGGUCAUAAUUGACAGAAAGUUUGUAAUUGUAUGGAAUAAACGAGCGCUAAUGUUAAACAUUUCAUUUGAAGCACAUUAUUAUAUUGCAUUUUAGUUAGCGCGUGCCUUUUAUAAGUACACAAGAGGACAAUGAAGUACUAAGUUCCUCUGAACUUUAUUUUCACCAUACGUAUAGAAAAAUCUAAGUACAUAUAUAAAUGUAAUCAAACAGAUUGAUUUAAUCGGGUGUACAAAGGUUGAAGAAUUUAUUUGUGAAGCUUUAGUCGGCACAGCCUAGUUUUAAUCAUAUACCAAUUUGUUGUGUUAUGCCAUACACACUACUUAUAAAGACUUUAUUAUUAUGCGAAAUUAUUCUGUAGCUACAGAAAUUAAAUAUAUUUAUCUUGAAUAA
Dalotia coriaria is the source of this 6113-nucleotide messenger RNA. RefSeq names its product ADP ribosylation factor guanine nucleotide exchange factor Sec71 (gene Sec71). Gene Ontology annotation, biological process: regulation of ARF protein signal transduction. The transcript is spliced from 8 exons. Bases 278 to 5314 code for a protein of 1678 amino acids. The record is from RefSeq and is a predicted model, not a curated record. NCBI's taxonomy places the organism in Eukaryota, Metazoa, Arthropoda, Insecta, Coleoptera, Staphylinidae. Gene Ontology annotation, molecular function: guanyl-nucleotide exchange factor activity.